GCUCCUCUCCUUUCCAGGUGGUCAUAGGUGACAAGGUUGUUCUGAACCCCGUCAAUGCUGGUCAGCCCCUACAUGCCAGCAGCCACCAGCUGGUAGAUAACCCAGGCUGCAAUGAGGUCAAUUCUGUCAACUGCAACACAAGCUGGAAAAUAGUCCUUUUCAUGAAAUGGAGCGAUAACAAAGAUGACAUAUUGAAGGGGGGUGACGUGGUGAGGCUGUUCCAUGCUGAGCAGGAGAAGUUUCUCACCUGUGACGAGCACCGGAAGAAGCAGCAUGUCUUCCUGAGAACCACCGGCCGGCAGUCGGCCACAUCUGCCACUAGUUCCAAAGCCCUGUGGGAGGUGGAGGUAGUCCAACAUGACCCGUGUCGGGGUGGAGCUGGCUACUGGAACAGCCUCUUCCGUUUCAAGCAUUUGGCUACAGGGCAUUACUUAGCAGCAGAGGUAGACCCUGACUUUGAGGAAGAAUGCCUGGAGUUUCAGCCCUCAGUGGACCCUGAUCAGGACGCAUCUCGAAGUAGGUUGCGAAAUGCCCAAGAAAAGAUGGUGUACUCCCUGGUCUCCGUGCCCGAAGGCAAUGACAUCUCCUCCAUUUUUGAGCUAGAUCCCACCACCCUCCGUGGAGGUGACAGCCUUGUCCCAAGGAACUCUUAUGUUCGGCUCAGACACCUAUGCACUAACACCUGGGUUCACAGCACAAAUAUUCCUAUUGACAAGGAAGAAGAAAAGCCCGUGAUGCUAAAAAUUGGCACAUCUCCCGUGAAGGAGGAUAAGGAAGCAUUUGCCAUAGUUCCAGUUUCUCCUGCUGAAGUUCGGGACCUCGACUUUGCCAAUGAUGCCAGCAAGGUGCUGGGCUCCAUUGCUGGGAAGCUAGAAAAAGGCACCAUCACCCAGAAUGAAAGAAGGUCUGUAACCAAGCUGCUGGAAGACUUGGUGUAUUUUGUCACCGGUGGAACUAACUCUGGUCAAGACGUGCUUGAAGUGGUCUUCUCCAAGCCCAACAGAGAACGGCAGAAGCUGAUGAGAGAACAGAAUAUUCUCAAGCAGAUCUUCAAGUUGUUACAGGCCCCAUUCACAGACUGUGGCGAUGGCCCGAUGCUGCGGCUGGAGGAGCUCGGGGACCAGCGGCAUGCUCCUUUCAGACAUAUCUGCCGGCUCUGCUACAGGGUCCUGAGACACUCACAGCAAGACUACAGGAAGAACCAGGAGUAUAUAGCCAAGCAGUUUGGCUUCAUGCAGAAGCAGAUUGGCUAUGAUGUAUUGGCCGAAGACACUAUCACUGCCCUUCUCCACAAUAAUCGAAAACUUCUGGAAAAACACAUCACUGCAGCAGAGAUCGACACAUUUGUCAGUCUGGUGCGAAAGAACAGGGAGCCCAGAUUCUUAGAUUACCUCUCCGACCUUUGUGUCUCCAUGAACAAAUCGAUUCCGGUGACCCAGGAACUGAUAUGUAAAGCUGUGCUGAAUCCCACCAACGCCGAUAUCCUGAUAGAGACCAAGUUGGUUCUUUCUCGUUUUGAGUUUGAAGGUGUCUCUACUGGAGAGAAUGCUCUGGAAGCAGGAGAGGAUGAGGAAGAGGUGUGGCUAUUCUGGAGGGACAGCAACAAAGAGAUUCGCAGUAAGAGCGUCCGGGAAUUGGCUCAGGAUGCUAAAGAAGGACAGAAGGAAGACCGAGAUGUUCUCAGCUACUACAGGUAUCAGCUGAACCUCUUUGCGAGGAUGUGUCUGGACCGCCAGUACCUAGCCAUCAACGAAAUAUCAGGGCAGCUGGAUGUGGAUCUCAUUCUCCGCUGCAUGUCUGAUGAGAACCUGCCCUAUGACCUGAGGGCGUCCUUCUGCCGCCUCAUGCUUCACAUGCACGUGGACAGAGACCCCCAGGAGCAAGUCACUCCUGUGAAAUACGCCCGCCUCUGGUCGGAGAUUCCCUCAGAGAUCGCCAUUGAUGACUAUGAUAGCAGUGGAACUUCCAAAGAUGAAAUUAAGGAGAGGUUUGCUCAGACCAUGGAAUUUGUGGAGGAGUAUUUAAGAGAUGUGGUUUGUCAGAGGUUUCCUUUCUCAGAUAAGGAGAAAAAUAAGCUUACGUUUGAGGUUGUAAAUUUAGCUAGGAAUCUCAUAUACUUUGGUUUCUACAACUUCUCUGACCUCCUACGAUUAACCAAGAUCCUCUUGGCCAUAUUGGACUGCGUGCAUGUGACGACAAUCUUCCCCAUUAGCAAGAUGGCAAAAGGAGAAGAGAAUAAAGGCAGUAACGUGAUGAGGUCUAUCCAUGGAGUCGGGGAGCUGAUGACUCAGGUGGUGCUCCGGGGAGGAGGCUUUUUGCCCAUGACCCCCAUGGCUGCCGCCCCCGAAGGCAGCGUGAAGCAGGCAGAGCCAGAGAAGGAGGACAUCCUGGUCAUGGACACCAAGCUGAAGAUCAUUGAAAUACUCCAG
Messenger RNA from Galeopterus variegatus (Sunda flying lemur), 2429 nucleotides. Its product is annotated as inositol 1,4,5-trisphosphate receptor type 1-like. Gene Ontology annotation, biological process: calcium ion transmembrane transport. The transcript has 17 exons. Gene Ontology annotation, molecular function: inositol 1,4,5-trisphosphate-gated calcium channel activity; inositol 1,4,5 trisphosphate binding. NCBI's taxonomy places the organism in Eukaryota, Metazoa, Chordata, Mammalia, Dermoptera, Cynocephalidae. The annotation marks the transcript as partial. The record is from RefSeq and is a predicted model, not a curated record. Gene Ontology annotation, cellular component: endoplasmic reticulum; membrane.